AUGGUGGGGUACAGGUCUGAGCACCUCAUCACAGCUGGGCUCAGGGAAUACAUACAGUGCCUGGAGGUCCGUGACUCCCUGAGCAUCCGGUGUGCAGGUGACAGUACCGGCAGAGGGGUCGGGGUGGGGGUCACCCAGGGUGACACUAGUAGAGUUCUCCCAGUGGGGUCUGAGCCGCAGCGGUGCUGGGCUGUCUUCAUGACAGCGCUCAGGCGGUGCCGAUGGGCUCAGGGGGGACGCAAGGCCCCGCAGGGGCAGCCCAGCCAGCGCUCCCAUGCUGGGCAUUGGCGGUUCGCGCCCCACCUGAGGUUGCCAAGCCAGCACUGUCCCCCUCCCACAGUAGAUGAGCGGGACGCGGCGGUGCAUACCACCCAAUGUGUCCACCACCACCCCCUAUAUAAGGCGGCCAUUUCAUCCUCCGCUGCAGUGGCGCCUCUCACCUCACCUCGCCUUCCACCGCCUCUCGCCAUGACAGAUGCGGCCCUGUCCUUCACUAAGGAUUUCCUCACCGGUGGGGUGAAGCACGCCAGCAAGCAGUUCUCACCCAAUAUGCACUAAAAGGGCACCGUCAAUUGCAUGGUGUGCAUCCCCUGGGAGCAGGGCAUCCUCUCCUUCUGGUGUGGCAACCUGGCCAGUGUGAUCGGGAACUUCCCCAGCCAGGCCCUCAACUUUGCCUUCAGGGAUAAGUACAAGCAGAUCUUCCUGGAUGAUGUGGACAAGCAAAUCCAGUUCUGGCGGUACUUUGCUGGUGACCUGGUGUCCGGGGGUGCUGCCGGUGCUACCUCCCUCUGCAUCAUCUGCUCACUUGACUUUGCCUCAACCCACCUGGGAGCAGAUGUGGGCAAAGCCAAGGCUGACCAGGAGUUCAGUGGGCUCAGCGACUGCUUGCUCAAUGUCUUGGUCGAUGGCCUCAAGGGCCUGUACCAGGGCUUCAGUGUCUCUCUCCAGGGUAUCAUCAUCUACAGAGCUGCCUACUUUGGCAUCUAUGACACUGCGAAGGGCAUGCUCCCAGACCCAAGGAACACCCCCAUCAUUGUCAACUGGAUGAUCGCUCAGACCGUCACUGCUGUCACUGGUUUCACAUCAUGCCCUUUUGAGACUGUCCGUCGUUGCACGAUGAUGCAGUCUGGUUGGAAAGGAGCUGACAUUAUGUACAUGGGCACCCUUGACUGCUGGUGGAAGAUUGCCCAGGACGAGGGCUCCAAGGUUUUCAAAGGUGCAUGGUCAACUGUACUUCGAGGAAUGGGUGGUGCUUUUGUCUUGGUCCUCUGUGAUGAAAUCAAGAAGUACACAUAAGUUGCUUUCUGUUGUGAACUGGCAUGUUGUUACAUAUAGUCCACGACCGUUCAUGGACUUGUUUGAAAACCAUCUAGUUACUAAACAGCAACAGCUGAUGUUUAUACAGGUUGGCAUGGGGCAGGAGCAACUGCCUGCCCUGCCUUUAUCAAAUUGUUCUCCCUGAUGGGACUCACCAUGGUUUCUAUUUCAGUCACUCCUGCUUAAAGAGUACAAAGAAAUAAAAAUCUGAAACCA
Messenger RNA from Pezoporus occidentalis (night parrot), 1533 nucleotides. RefSeq names its product solute carrier family 25 member 5 (gene SLC25A5). Gene Ontology annotation, molecular function: ATP:ADP antiporter activity. The record is from RefSeq and is a predicted model, not a curated record. Gene Ontology annotation, biological process: mitochondrial ADP transmembrane transport; negative regulation of mitochondrial outer membrane permeabilization involved in apoptotic signaling pathway; mitochondrial ATP transmembrane transport. NCBI's taxonomy places the organism in Eukaryota, Metazoa, Chordata, Aves, Psittaciformes, Psittacidae. Gene Ontology annotation, cellular component: mitochondrial inner membrane.